GAAGCAGGAGAAAGAAAGGGAGCCAAGUAGCCCAAGCCCCUCUUUGGGCGGACGGGACGGGGCGGGGGCGCGAGCUUGUGCGCGUGCCAUCCCUCUCUGCUCAGGGAAACACAGGCAGGCACGCACGCGCACACCUUCCCCGUCUCGCGCGCGGGUCGAGUACCUCAAAAACUUGUGUGGAAGGAAGGACGGAAGGACGGGGGAAGAAGCCAUGCGGCGCUGAGGGAAAAGGAGAGAGAGGGCGAGCUCGCCUGAAUGAGCGCCUGCGGAGCCCUUUGGCCGGAGGAGAAGGGGAGCCAGGCCGGGCGGGAUGGCGAGGGCGGCGGAGAGAGGGGCAGAAGCAGCCGCCAGGCCCUGACGAGGCCCCGGGCCCCCUCCGCCCUAUUCCAGCAGCCACAGCAGCAGCACUUUUCCUGAGGGGAGGAGGUCGCGCGCCAGCAGCAGCAGCAGCCAUGGACAGCUGCUUCUUCUUCGCGGAGGGAGCACGGGUUUGGUUGCGAGAAAAUGGCCAACAUUAUCCAAGUACUGUACUUUCCUGUGCAGAGGGAGUUGUUGUGUUCAGGACAGAUUAUGGUCAGGUAUAUACUUACAAACAGAGAUCCAUUACACACCAAAAAGUUACAACUAUGCAGCCUACAAGCACAGAAGGCCUGGAAGACAUGGCAGCACUGAUAGACCUCCAUGAGGGUGCCAUAAUGCACAACCUAUUCCAGCGUUAUCAGCAAGACAAAAUUUAUACUUACAUUGGUUCCAUAGUUGCCUCCGUAAACCCCUACAAAGCCAUCCCUGGCCUCUACGACCGCACCACUGUGGAAGAAUAUAGCCGACAUCACUUGGGAGAAAUUUCACCUCAUAUUUUUGCUGUUGCCAAUGAGUGCUACCGCUGCCUAUGGAAACGCCAUGACAACCAAUGUGUUCUCAUCAGUGGUGAAAGUGGUGCUGGUAAAACAGAGAGCACUAAGUUGAUCCUCAAGUUUUUGUCUGCUGUGAGCCAACAUUCACUGGAACUCUCUCGUAAGGAGAAGACCUCUAGCGUUGAACAAGCAAUUUUGGAGAGCAGUCCAAUUAUGGAGGCAUUUGGCAAUUCAAAGACUGUUUACAACAACAAUUCAAGCCGCUUCGGAAAAUUUAUUCAGCUAAACUUCUGUCAGAAGGGCAACAUUCAGGGAGGUAAAAUAGUAGAUUAUUUAUUAGAAAAGAAUCGAGUAGUAAGGCAAAACCCAGGAGAGAGAAAUUAUCACAUAUUCUAUGCCCUGCUGGCAGGGAUUGAGGGGGAAAAAAGAGAUGCGUUUUACUUAUCUGCACCAGAGAACUAUCACUACCUGAACCAGUCUGGAUGUGUAGCGGACAAGACAAUCAAUGACAAAGAAACUUUCAAAGAAGUCAUUACGGCUAUGGAAGUGAUGCAGUUCACCACUGAGGAGGUGCGGGAUGUUCUUCGACUUCUUGCUGGCGUUUUGCACCUUGGCAACAUUGAAUUUAUAACUGCUGGUGGAGCACAGGUGUCAUACAAAACAGCUCUGGGUAGAACCGCAGAGUUACUUGGGCUGGACUCAACGCAAUUAACUGAAGCAUUGACACAGCGAUCAAUGAUACUCAGGGGAGAAGAAAUAUUAACACCUCUCAGCAUACAGCAGGCAGUAGAUAGCAGAGAUUCGGUAGCUAUGGCACUUUAUUCCCAGUGCUUUGCCUGGGUUAUUAAAAAAAUCAACAGCAGGAUAAAAGGCAAAGAUGACUUCAAGUCCAUUGGCAUUUUAGACAUCUUUGGAUUUGAGAACUUUGAGGUUAAUCGUUUUGAACAGUUUAAUAUUAACUAUGCAAAUGAAAAACUUCAGGAAUACUUCAACAAGCACAUUUUUUCAUUAGAACAAUUGGAAUAUAGUAGAGAAGGACUCUUAUGGGAAGAUAUUGACUGGACAGAUAACGGGGAGUGUUUGGAUCUUAUUGAAAAAAAACUUGGUUUAUUAGCACUUAUCAAUGAAGAAAGCCAUUUCCCUCAAGCUACAGACAGCACUUUGUUGUCAAAGUUACACAUCCAACACGGUAACAAUCAUUUUUAUGUCAAACCAAGAGUUGCUGUACAUAACUUCGGAGUGAAACACUAUGCUGGGGAGGUCCAUUAUGAUGUCAGAGGAUUCUUAGAGAAAAACAGGGAUACUUUCAGGGAUGAUCUCCUUAACUUGCUACGGGAAAGCAGCCUUGAUUUCAUAUAUGACCUCUUUGAACACGUUUCGAGCCGCAGCAGUCAAGACACUUUGAAAGGCGGAAGCAAACAUCGAAAACCCACUGUCAGCUUACAAUUCAAGGAUUCACUGCAUUCCUUAAUGGCAACACUAAGCACGUCUAACCCUUUCUUCGUUCGCUGCAUCAAGCCCAACAUGCAUAAGAUGCCUGACCAGUUUGAUCAGAAUGUGGUGCUGAACCAGCUGCGUUACUCUGGUAUGCUAGAGACAGUGCGUAUCCGAAGAGCUGGAUUUCCAGUGCGGAGGCCAUUUCAAGACUUUUAUAAAAGAUACAAAGUCCUGAUGAGGAAUUUGACUCUCCCAGAAGAUUUGAAAGGAAAGUGUACCACCCUCCUUCAGCUAUAUGAUAGCACAAACACUGAAUGGCAGCUUGGAAAAUCUAAGGUGUUUCUUCGUGAAUCCUUGGAGCACCAGCUGGAAAAACAGCGAGAGAUAGAGGUUGACAAAGCAGCCAUGAUUAUACGAGCGCAUGUUUUGGGCUACAUGGCACGAAAGCACUACAAAAAGGUCCUUCACUAUGCGAUUGUCAUACAGAAGAACUACAGAGCUUUAUACUUUAGAAGGCGAUACCUACUCCUGAAAAAAGCAGCUACUACUUUUCAGAAGCAGCUUCGAGGCCAGAUUGCACGUCGUAUUUAUAAACAGCUGCUAGAGCAGAAACGACAGCAAGAAGAGGAAAAGAAGAGGAAGGAGGAAGAAGAAAGAAAACGACAAAAGCAGGAAGCAGAACAGAUUGCUCGGCAGGCAGAGGAAGGUAGACGACAGCAGGAACUGGCAGCUCUUCAGAAAGCCCAGAAAGAGGAAGAGUUGAAACGAGACCUGGAGAAGCAGAAAGAAAACAAGCAAGUGGAAGAAAUCCUGCGUCUGGAAAAAGAGAUUGAAGACCUGCAGCGCAUGAAGGAGCAGCAAGAACUGUCAUUGACAGAGGCUUCGUUGCAGAGGUUGCAGCAACUCAGAGACGAUGAGCUGAAGCGACUAGAGGAUGAAGCCUGCCGAGCAGCACAGGAGUUCUUGGAAUCCCUAAACUUUGAUGAAAUUGAUGAAUGUGUCCGAAACAUUGAGAGGACGCUUUCUGUAGGUAGUGGCUUCUGUGAACUAAGCGAACUGACUGGGAAUGCAGGCACUGAAAAGCCCAAUUUUAACUUCAGCCAGCCAUACCCCGAGGAAGAGGUUGAUGAGGGCUUUGAAGCAGAUGAUGAUGCUUUCAAGGAUUCACCUAACCCAAGUGAGCAUGGCCACUCUGAUCAAAGGACAAGUGGCAUCAGGACAAGUGAUGACUCUUCAGAAGAAGACCCAUACAUGAAUGACACAGUAGUGCCAACGAGUCCUGCUACUGGCAACACCACACUUAUUCCUUCUAGCCAUGACUCCAUCAGUCUCCACAACUCCUCAAGUGGUGAAUCCACAUAUUGCAUGCCAGAAAAUGUAUCCUGUAGGUCCCAGAAUCCCACAGACCUAAUCUGCCCAGAUGGAGACUACGAUUAUGACCAAGAUGACUACGAAGAUGGUGCUAUCACUUCUGGAAGCAGUGUGACCUUUUCUAACUCUCUCAGUAGUCAGUGGUCCCCUGACUACCGCUGUUCUGUGGGAACAUACAACAGUUCUGGAGCGUACAGAUUUAGUUCUGAGGGAGCCCAGUCUUCUUUUGAAGACAGUGAAGAAGACUUUGAGUCAAGGUUUGAUACAGACGAUGAACUUUCUUAUCGGAGGGAUUCAGUCUACAGCUGUGUCAGCCUGCCUUAUUUCCAUAGCUUUUUGUACAUGAAAGGUGGCUUGAUAAAUACAUGGAAGCGCCGUUGGUGUGUCUUGAAAGAUGAGACUUUCUUGUGGUUCCGCUCAAAACAGGAAGCUCUCAAGCAAGGCUGGUUGCAUAAAAAAGGCGGUGGGUCAUCUACGCUUUCCAGAAGAAACUGGAAAAGGCGCUGGUUUGUCCUCCGUCAGUCCAGGCUAAUGUACUUUGAAAAUGAUAGUGAAGAAAAACUUAAAGGGACCCUUGAAAUCCGAAUGGCCAAAGAUAUCAUUGAUAAUACUAGCAAGGAAAAUGGGAUUGACAUUGUCAUGGAAGACAGAACUUAUCACUUAAUCACUGAAUCUCCAGAAGAUGCAAGUCAGUGGUUCAGCGUUUUGAGUCAAGUUCAUGCUUCCACAGAACAGGAAAUUAGAGAGAUGCAUGAUGAACAAGCGAAUCCACAGAAUGCCGUGGGAACGCUGGAUGUUGGGCUGAUUGAUUCUGUCUGUGCAUCUGACAAUCCAGAUCGACCCAAUUCAUUUGUGAUCAUCACAGCAAAUCGUGUUCUUCACUGCAACGCUGACACUCCCGAGGAGAUGCAUCACUGGAUCACUUUGCUGCAGAGAUCUAAAGGGGACACUCGUGUUGAGGGACAAGAGUUCAUAGUCAGGGGAUGGCUGCACAAAGAAGUUAAGAACACGCCGAAGAUGACUCUGCUGAAACUGAAGAAGCGGUGGUUUGUCCUGACGCACAAUUCUUUGGAUUAUUACAAGAGCUCAGAGAAAAAUGCUCUCAAGUUGGGCACCCUGGUGCUAAACAGCCUGUGCUCUGUUGUGCCCCCUGAUGAGAAACUCUUUAAAGAGACAGGCUACUGGAAUGUGACUGUGUAUGGACGCAAGCAUUGCUACCGCCUCUAUACUAAGCUGCUUAAUGAAGCUACCCGCUGGGCAAGUGCUAUCCAGAACGUGAUUGACACAAAAGCCCCAAUUGACACUCCCACACAGCAGCUUAUUCAAGACAUUAAGGAGAACUGCCUGAACCCUGAAGUGGUUGAACAGAUAUAUAAGAGGAACCCUAUUCUUCGUUACACACAACAUCCACUGCAUUCUCCAUUGUUGCCUCUUCCGUAUGGAGACAUCAAUCUAAAUUUGCUCAAAGAAAAAGGCUACACUACUCUUCAGGAUGAAGCUAUCAAGAUCUUUAAUUCUCUGCAGCAACUGGAGUCUGUGUCAGAUCCCAUUCCUAUCAUUCAGGGCAUUCUUCAGACGGGACAUGAUUUACGGCCACUUAGAGAUGAGCUGUAUUGUCAGCUCAUCAAACAGACAAACAAGGUCCCUAACCCAGGGAGUGUGGGCAAUCUGUACAGCUGGCAGAUCCUCACAUGCAUGAGUUGCAUGUUUCUUCCAAGCCGGGGUAUUCUCAAGUACCUGAAAUUCCACCUGAAAAGGGUACACGACCAGUUUCCAGACACUGAAAUGGAAAAAUAUGCUCUUUUCAUUUAUGACUCUCUUAAGAAAACUAAAGGCAGAGAGUUUGUGCCUUCCCGGAGUGAAAUUGGAGCUUUAAUCAACAGACAGGAGAUGACCUCUACAGUCUACUGUCAUGGUGGUGGCUCCUGUAAGAUCACCAUUAACUCCCACACCACCGCUGGGGAGGUUGUUGAAAAGUUAAUUCGAGGUCUGGCCAUGGAAGACAGCAGAAAUAUGUUUGCCUUGUUUGAAUACAAUGGAACCACAGAAAAAGCCAUUGAAAGCAGAACUAUUGUGGCUGAUGUCUUGGCAAAGUUUGAAAAGCUCGGCGCUGCAUCAGAAGGUGAUCUUACAGCAUGGAAAUUUUACUUCAAGCUCUACUGCUUCCUAGAUACAGAACAUGUGCCAAAAGAUAGUGUAGAAUUUGCAUUCAUGUUUGAGCAGGCACAUGAAGCAGUGAUUCGAGGACAUUAUCCGGCUCCUGAAGAAACCCUCCAAGUCCUUGCUGCCCUACGGCUCCAGUAUCUACAAGGAGACCAUACUUCAUCCAAUAUCACUGUGCCAGAAAUGGAAGAAGUCUACCCUUUGCAGAGGCUGAAGUCCCGUAUUAUCCAGUCCACUAAAAUAUUUUCUCCAGCAGAGAGACUGGAAAGAAAGCGGAACAAUUUCCUGGAAGGUACCCUGAGGCGGAGUUUCCGCAGCAGUUCCAUCAGCAGACAGAAGAUGGAAGAGGAUCAAAUGCUUGACAUGUGGGUCAAAGAGGAAGUCUCCGCAGCCAGGACAAGUGUGCUUGAUAAAUGGAAGAAACUGCAGGGAAUGACCCAAGAGCAAGCUAUGGCAAAAUACAUGAGUAUGAUUAAGGAGUGGCCAGGAUACGGGUCAACACUCUUUGAUGUGGAGUGUAAAGAAGGGGGCUUUCCUCAAGAGCUCUGGUUGAGUGUUAGUGCUGAUGCUGUUUCUGUUUACAAACGCGGAGAGGGAAGACCACUAGAAGUAUUUCAGUACGAACAUAUCCUCUCCUUUGGUGCUCCCCUUGCUAAUGUCUACAAGAUUGUUGUGGAUGAGAGAGAGCUACUUUUCGCAACCAGUGAGGUUGUGGACAUUGCCAAACUGAUGAAAGCUUAUAUCAGCAUGAUUGUGAAAAAACGUUACAGCACCUCUCGCUCAGUGAGUAGUCAUGGAAGUCAAAGCAGCUCCAGGUGAAUGAAGCAAGUCGAAUCUGUCCAGUGAACCCAUCACUGCCAUCUCAUCACUUUCUUCAGAAAUGGAGACCGGAAGCAUCUCUCAAGCUAUAGACAAAAUCUUGUUGCUAGGAGACAUUCUGCAAGCAUAAAUAAAUAUAUAAUGUCUAUUUGCAUGUUUCCAUACUAAAAACUUUAUUGGCUUCCAAAGCUUCAAGCCUUCCAAAGCUUUGUUACCUCUCGAUAACAUCCUGUAUGCCUUACCUUUUAAUACACUGCCUUUGGAGCAGUACGAAGUGCCUUAAAAUAUUUGUAAAACCAAUUUGCAUUGAUCUGCAUUGUAUUAUCAGAGAACGUGUAUGUUUGUGUUUUUUUGUAAAAAAAUAAAUAAAAUAAACCACUUAGUAUAUUGUAGGACAAGCAAAUUCAGCCAUCUUGCACUAACCAACUGGCUGGUUCAUGCAUGAGGAGGAAAAGAAGCGUAUUUCUUGGAAGGCUGCAGGCAGCUUUCCUUAAGGACUUUCUUGGCAAUGUUGUAUUUCCCUUCUUCCCCGCCUCCUGCCAUCAUCCUUUCAUAUGUGUGCAUGUAUAUGACCUGGGUUAACUCCUCUAACUUUAUUCCAUUUUUGCAACUUUCAGAAAUUGAAAGGGAAUAAUAAUGUGCAAUGGUGUAAACAGUCUUUAUGUACAUUUGAAUAGUCCAGAGCUAUAGUAGUCUCAAUUGUAGACUUUCUUUAUAAGCCAGUUUUAUUUACAUUUGGGGGUGGGGGGAGUUCUAUUAUAACUUUUUUUUGUAUUUUCUUCUAGAGAUGAUUUUUUUAUCCUUUUGUUACAUAUGUAUGUAACAAGCUUAUGUUUCUCUAUCCUGCUGUAUUAUAGAUAACAUAUGUAGUUGAAGAAACUGUAUUUAUAGUCUGCCCUCCAUAUGGAAAUGCCAUUAUCAGUACAAUAUUCAAUCAGUUCCACUUUAUAAGUUUGUUUAUAAGUUCAGUUCAAUAUAUAAGGUUUUUUAAAAUAUAUUAAAAAUAUUUCAAAAA
This is a messenger RNA of Anolis sagrei ordinatus, 7659 nucleotides long. NCBI's taxonomy places the organism in Eukaryota, Metazoa, Chordata, Lepidosauria, Squamata, Anolidae. The record is from RefSeq and is a predicted model, not a curated record.